CGCAACAACGGACCACGGGCACGGAGGAGUCUGCCGCUGAGGUGCUCGAGGUCCUUCGUGCUCGCGUUUUCCGCUGUGUAAUUCCUUGCCAAGAUGCCUCACGUGGACUUCCUAGGGGCGCGGACUCGUAGGUGAUUCCUGUGAAGCUCCCUGCGCGCGCCAGAGACCGAAGUGCUCCAGACAGCGGGGUUCUGGCCGUCCAAAUACAUGCAGACUCUAAGAGUAUGAUGUCCUCUCCGAGCUUUGUCAGUGAGAGUGUUACAAACGGCCAGAGGAAAAGGUUCUCGUCGGGCACGCCGGAUUGUCCUCACCUGCAUAAGAAAAUUUGCAGACAGACAGACAUGAUGGAGAGUCAAAAGUUGGCAAAUUUUUCGAUGGCGCCCAACGGAGUGAACAAGGCGACCGUGCUGGGCUCCAAGAAGCAAGGCAACGAAAAGAAGAUAUUGGCCAUCAAAAACUUCAGAGUCCAUAACCAGCCAGCUGUCGACCACAUUGCUGAGUCAUGGCGUUUUUUAAGGGAAGCUGUUGUUGCCAUACAGGAAUCAAGAAAGUUACGGGACAACCUCACACAAGAGGACUUGUACCGCUAUGUUGAUAACCUCAUCACCCAACGCCCACCAGCAAUACUCUAUGCUGACCUCAGAGAUCUGACGGAGCAGCAUAUUAAGUCACGACUGAAUCAGUUCCUAAGUGCUACCAGUGACCGCCAAACAUUUCUACGUCAAUUGAAUGACUGCUGGACCCAUCAUUGUCACCAGAUGAAGAUGGUGUGCAACAUUUUUCUAGCUCUUGACAGAGGUUAUGUUCUUCAAAAUGCUCAGGUUUCUUCAAUAUGGGACAUGGGUCUAGAAUUGUUUCGAAAGCAUAUUUUAGAAGAGGUAGUUGUAGAAAACCGGUGUGUUGAUGGCCUAUUGAUGAUGAUUGAAAAAGAACGGUCAGGAGAAACCAUCGAUAGAUCCCUUGUCAAGUCCCUCCUUAGAAUGCUGUCCUCGCUACAAGUGUACCAUAAAGUUUUUGAAAACAAGUUCUUGAUGGCAACUGAGCAACUCUAUUUACGUGAAGGACAACGUCUCACCCAAGAUAGAGACGUUCCACAGUACCUCCUGCAUGUGGACAAGAGGCUUACAGAGGAAAACAACCGAGUUCUUCAUUAUUUAGAUAUGUCCACCAAACGACAGUUGAUAUACUGUGUGGAGAAGCAGCUGCUAAGUGAACACAAAUCUCUCCUGCUCCAGAAGGGACUGGAUUCUCUCUUAGACCAGAACCGUCGCCAUGACCUUAGUUUGUUGUAUAAUCUCUUUUCACGCAUCAAGGGUGGCCUUGAAGACUUGUGCACUCAGUUUAAUGCUUAUAUUAAGUCAUAUGGGAAAACCAUUGUGAUUAACCCAGAGAAAGAUAAGGGAAUGGUGCAAGAACUGCUGGACUUCAAAGACAAGAUGGAUGGCAUUGUUUCAGAAUGCUUUGGCACCUCUGAUAAGUUUGUCCUUGCUCUUAAGGAAGCAUUUGAACACUUUAUCAAUCAGAGGCUAAACAAGCCAGCAGAAUUAAUAGCCAAGUUUGUAGACAGCAAGCUUAGGGCUGGCAACAAGGAAGCAACAGAGGAUGAAUUAGAGCGCCUUCUUGACAAGAUAAUGGUUCUCUUCAGGUUCAUCCAUGGCAAAGAUGUAUUUGAAGCCUUCUACAAGAAGGACUUGGCGAAAAGAUUGUUAGUCGGAAAGUCUGCCAGUGUUGAUGCAGAGAAGAGUAUGCUGAGCAAGCUGAAGCAAGAAUGUGGCCCUGGUUUCACAAGUAAACUAGAAGGCAUGUUCAAGGAUAUGGAACUUUCCAAAGACAUUAUGCUUGCCUUCAAACAGAAUUCACAUGUGAGCAGCACUCCAAUGGAGCUCAAUGUCAACAUACUGACCAUGGGAUAUUGGCCAAAUUACCCUGUGAUGGAGGUCAACAUGCCUCCAGAAAUGGUGAAUUAUCAGCAGAUAUUCACCAAGUUUUACCUUGCCAAACACUGCAAUAGAAAGCUUCAGUGGCAACCAACACUUGGUCACUGUGUUUUGAAAGCAGCAUUUCCUCAUGGGCCUAAGGAACUUCAAGUAUCCCUUUUCCAGGCCUUAGUGCUUUUACUCUUCAAUAAAGUUGACACUCUAUCUCUAACAGAAAUAGCAACAGGCACGAAUAUUGAGGAUGGUGAACUUCGUCGCACACUGCAGUCCUUAGCAUGUGGCAAGGCAAGGGUACUACAGAAAAACCCUCGAAGCAAGGAUGUCCAUGAUGAUGAUAAAUUCCUUUACAACAAGGAGUUCACCAAUCAACUCUUCCGCAUCAGAAUUAACCAAAUCCAAAUGAAGGAAACGAGUGAAGAGCAGCAACAGACAGAGGAAAGAGUAUUCCAAGACCGGCAGUAUCAAAUUGAUGCUGCCAUUGUUCGGAUCAUGAAAAUGAGGAAAGUCCUGCCACAUAACCUUUUGAUCACUGAACUGUACAAUCAGUUGAAGUUUCCAGUUAAACCUGCAGACCUGAAGAAGAGGAUAGAGUCCCUCAUCGACCGAGACUACAUGGAGCGAGACAAAGACAACCCCAACACCUACAACUAUGUGGCAUAAUUCAUCCCACAUGUGCUGCUGGUAUCCUUGUGAUAUUUCUGUAUCAUUAUAACAAGAAGUGAACAUUGUAACUUACUGGUAGAUGAUGAGUUAGUUAUGAGUCUGUGUAAUAUUACUUAACAUGUAACACAUUUAAAGCAUUAACUGCAAAUGAACUGUUUACAUCUCUGAGAUAACAUAAGAUUAUUGUGUCCUUUCCAAAAUUACCAAAGAAAUUCGUGGGAAAUUUGCAAAUGAAUUACAGACAGGAAAUAUCCAUUCCCUUCUGCGUAAACUGACACUAGGUGAGGAUAAAGGACUUUACAUCAUAUUGCUUGAAGGCACUAGAGAUUUCUUCUGUUUGUCAUAGUUCUGAGUGACCGCAUUGCAAUUCACUGUUUGUAAUAGCAUGCUAUUUUACUUUCUCCUCAAUUGUCAAUGUACUGUACUUUUUAAAGUUAUUUUCACACAUAGAUACAGAAGGUUGAGUUGGAUAUGGAAAUCGAACCUUCUUCCUCCUUUCCCCAGAGGUCAAAACUCUGAGAAAAAUCCUGUGCCUGUUCAGGGUUCAGUUUGCCCAAGCACGUAUGUUUUGUUGCGGGAAUGGCUGUAUAGAAUGCAUAUUCAUGAUGUGUGUGUGUGUGUGUGUGUGUAUAUGUGUGUGUGUGUGUUUACCUAGUUUCAGUAUACAGGAUUUGAGCUCAAGCUUGUUCUGUCAUGUCUCCUAAUUUGUUUUGUCCAGCUUUAUUUUGAAUUCAUAAGUUAUUAACUCUUAAUUAUCAAUGUAUCCAGACUUCCAAGUAUCAAUGAUUCUAUUGGGAAGCCAUACUGUCUGCAUCAUAUUUUUCUCAGAUUAAUUCAUGUCCCCUUGUCCUUCCACUAUCCCUUACCAUCAAGUCUUUCUUGUCUACAUGCUCCAGGCCCUUUGUGAGUUUAAAUUCACCGCUUUUCUUUCUUGCAAUAUAGGCAGCUCCGGUUUGUACAGUUUCUCAUUAUAUUGCAUUUCAUUUAAGCUUGGUAUAAUUUUACUUGCCACUCUUUACAUUCUUACUAAUUUGUGUAUGUUUUUUCAGCCGAAGUGAUAUGAUGUUAUAUCAAGGGCUUGGCCUGUUUGGUCUAGGGUGGACUAACCGAAAAGCAUGUCACACUGAAAAUAUUAUAUUACACAAUAUAUUAAAAAUAAAGCAGAACACAACACAAGUGCAAGUGAAAUGAAGGCGAGCAUCAGGUUACAAGCACUUGGGAAGAAAACAGACAGACUAAGCACAGCAAGCACACCUACUCCCAUCCAGGCAACUCAACACAAACUCCUCACUCUCCCCUUUAACACAAAGCAAACAUAUAUGUCGAUAUACAAUACUGGGCAGAGAACAAUAAAAACAUUAACCCUUGCUCGUAACACAAACCCAACACAGCACCCUGCCUGAUGCUGCACUCGUACUCGCACUGCGGCCACAUCCUAAGCUCAGAGAGGGAGAGAGAGUGAUAGAUCACCCUUAAUAUAUAUAUAUAUAUAUAUAUAUAUAUAUAUAUAUAUAUAUAUAUAUAUAUAUAUAUAUAUAUAUAUAUAUAUAUAUAUAUAUAUAUAUAUAUACACACACACACACACACACAUAUACCUUGUGUGUGGUAGGGUGGCAUAUGACCCUGAAGUUGGAGUACCAUGGAAGAAAUUUGUUGAUGAACUAGUCUGUUGUGCAGCAGAUACAAAUAACUUGCCUUAACCUAGGGAAUCUUUCACAGUUUAUCACUAAAUAUUACACUUUAUUAACAAGUGACAUUGAUUGCCAUAAUCACACUGCAGCUGCAUAUUCUAGUCUUAAUCUUAUCAUAGAUGUUAUCAAUAUUAGCAUUUUUUUUCUAUAUAUAAUUAAAUACCACACUAGUAUUUGUCAACAACCUAAAGCAUUCCAGUUAUUUAUAUGCUUUUAUGGAGAAAGGUGGUUUUGUUAUAUCACUCCUAGGUCUUUCAUAGUUUUCUUUGCUAAGAGCCUCUCUCCCUAUAUUAUACUUCUAUUUGGGUCUUUCCUUACUCUUCCAUUUCUAAAAUGUAACAUUUCUUAGUAUUAAAGUACAUUUUUAGUACUUAACUCUAGUGAAGCAAUUUAUCUAAAGCCUUUUGUAGUUCUUUACAAGAAAUGCCUUUUAUUAACUUCACAAGUUUUGUGUUAUCUGCAAACAGAUUUGUAUAGCUUGUUAACCCAUUUGUUAAGUCUUUGGCCUACAUCAGAAACAUAAUUUGCUAGUACCAAACUUUCCUGCACUGCUUGUUAUUGUCCUCCAUGAGGAUGCCCUGUUCAUUAUGACCUCUCUCAUCUGUCUUUCUGUCAAGUAACUCUCCAUCCACUUGAACUAAUUUCCCUGCACUCUUCCUUAGGUUUUCUGUUUCCAAAGGAGUCUUCUGUAGCACUGUCAAAGAUUUUAUUUUUAAUAUCUGGGUAGAUGCUGCUCUGAUACCAGAAAAUUUUCUUUCAGGAGCCAAAUCUAUAUUCUUUAUGAUUCACAUGGGUCACAAUCAAACUUGUUAGUGAUACCAGCCUGUGGUUAAGUGGAGUUUUUUUUAUCCUUGUUCCCAUGUUUAGUGGGUGCUGGUUUGUGCUUAGCUCUGUAAAAGUUUCUUCUCUUAUAAAGACCAUUUGCAAUCUUUCAUUCAUGGUUUCACAUAUAUCUUCCAUUUUCUCAAAUGUGUUACUUACCCUUAAGUGAUCCCUUGCUCUCAUUUUGCUGUUUACAAAUCUAAAAUAAUCUAGAUUCAUCUUACCAUUUAGUUGCAAUUUUCUUUUCAUAAUUUCUCCUCAUCAUAUCUCCAAAUAUUACUUCCCUUAUGUUGUACCUUAUCACUUCAUUCCAAACUUUAUUCCUAUUUUCAAAUGCCUCCUGGCAUCUGUUGUUUAACCAUUCUUUUAAUUUCACAAAAGGGGUUAAAUACAGAGGUAUAUGUAUCUUCUCACUCCUUUUUGGUAGAUAUUCAUAAAAAAUGCCAUAUUUACUGUUGACUCCACCCUUUGCCCUCAUUUAACUUUUUCAAAAUACUUUUAAGUUUGCACUUCUGUAACUGUGCUGGUCUUACUUGUGUACCUCAUCUCUUUCUAAUGCACAUCCCAAGGACACUUCCAUUUCAAUCAUCAGGUUUUCACCCUUCCCCAGAGGCCAUAUAUGCAGUACUUUCCCAAGUUUCGCGAUCCUUGAGUUUCGCGCUCAAUCCUAAAUUCUUCUGUCCACCCAGCAGUGAAUGGGUACCAGUUAUUAAUCAGGGGUUGUGUCCUGUCUCCUGGGAUCUGUUCCCUUCUAUAAUUCCUUCCCCCUCCUGUCUCUCUCCAGCAUAUGACCACAGAUGUUGCGCCGACUAAACAAAACUUUCCAACGUUCCUAAAUUCUUACCAUCCCGACUUUUGCGCAUUAUCGCCUCAAGUUUCACGCUGCUUUGACAUAUACGGGUCACCUCUACUUACCGUCGGCGUCACGUAUGCUGCCGUAAGGCUGUGUCACACUGGCCAUUUUCCUUCAACUGAUGGGGCUGUUGGCAACUGCAGUUGCCCGUGUGCCCAACUGGGAACGAGUUGUCAGUUGUCCGUACGGAUGGAAAACAGAUGGGGGUACAAGCAACCGCGGGGCUGUAUGUAAACAAACAGAUGACGGCAGUGGCUGAGGAGUGAGGAGAGUUGGAAAAUGGCCAACCAAGAAACUCGAUAAGUAGACAGGCAGAGCUGCUUUGUUUACUAUUUAAUCGAUACAGGGCAACGGCUUUGUUUACGUUGUGAAUACGGACAACCAACCUAGGCCGUGUGUGAUGCACACCCAGUAAAGUUGGAGUUACCAGUAGCCCCUAUCACCAACGUGGUUGGAGGAAAAAGGCCCAGUGUGACACCAGCAGCUUAAUGGCAUGGUCACACAAGCUAGUUUCUCGGGAAUUUUCCACGAAAAUUGUCUCCCGACAAUUUUCUGCUUCAAAUUUAUCCUCAAGUUGGUCACAUAGAGGACUGUUGCAUUCUGGGAUAUAUCAGCUGAAAAGCAAAACAAACAAUGGAUCCAGACAUUGCAGAGUUUGCUUAGUGGUGUUUGCUGAAGAAAAAGAAAAAAAAUGAAAAGAAAUCAUUUAUUGGUUCGUGAUUGGUUAGCUUGGAGACAAAGGGAGAGUGUGUUACAGCUUGCUACCGUUAAAUUGCUACGAGAACUUAACAGUGAGGACCCAGACACGAUGAGGCAGUGGCUACACUUGGAUGAGACUCAAGUCCAAGACCUGCUCAACCUGAUUACUCCAGGCUUAUCUAACUUGUGGAACUCAUUGUGGUACUGGAAUAAACACGCGGAUAGUUACUGAACCGAUCAGCUGAUACGCUCUUCUUCUUGUGACCACAACUUACCGACCUCACGAGAAAAUAACCAAUAUGCUGGUGACUGAGUUUCUGACUAGAAUUUCAAUGAGUUUUUCGUGAAAUGCAGCUGACUUUGAGUCUCUGUACAAAUUUCUCAAAAAACUAGCGGUUGGGUGACCGUGUUCACACAUGCUGGGGUGAGAUUCCGUGGUAAAAGCUACAAACUAAUGAUUUAACUAUCAACGUUGACUUCAGAUUCACAAAGCUUUUGUUUCAUCAUAGUUAGAGGCCGCUGAUUGGAUGAGCGCCGUCAAUGAUGUCAUCAGACAAGGCGAAUCACAAGUGUGUUUUCAAAACUGUUAGCCAAUCGUAAGGCAGCCAGCUGCCUUCAACUGUGGCUUCAAAAUGACUCGUUCUCUCUUCACAUUUUCUUCCUUUUUACACAGUAAGUCUUUUGAAAUAACAUGGGAGUAAAGUGGAAAAAAAAAGUCAGCUUCUCCAUGGGCCAGAACAAAUAAGUGCUUUUUCAGUGUUUUCAAUACCCCGAGUUUUGCGAUCCGCGAGUUUAGCGCUAUACCUGCGGAACGAAGCAAGCGCGAAACUCGGGAGGGUACUGCACAUAUCUCCCACUUUGUGUGAGUCACUAGUAAGCAAGCCCAAUCUUGAGUGUCUUCAAGUGCUCUUAUUCUGUAUUUUCCUUUACAUGUUGGGCAGCAAAUUAUUCAAUGCCAAUUUGAGUAACCUUCCCCAAGAUUCCUUAUUUUUUCCUGCUAGUUCUUCCUAAUUUGCUUCUUUACAAUUGAAGUUGCCUGCCAAUAUCCCUCAUGUUGCUCAAGUUUAGGAUCCUUAGUACAUCCAAGGUUUCACUUUUCUGAGAUUCAUGUUCUUGGCAUGUCUUUUCUGCAGUAGGUGGAGGCACAUAAACCAUUGCAAUGCAAUUUACCAUAUAAUUCAUUCUCUAAUGCCAGUACCUCUGCCACAGUGUCACCUAGCUCAACCCUUUGUGUUCAGACUUCUGUGCUAGACAGUAUUAUUACUCCUCUACUACUACUACUGCAUCAGUAUCACCCAGCUUGGUCUGAAUGAGAUAACAUUUGACAUUUCUGGCUUAAUGUAGUCAAAGAGUUUCAGUUUCUUUAAUAAAAUCCCAUUAACAUUACUGUCACGAAACACUACUUUACGCUUGUUUCUUUACACAGUUGAUCUCACUAGUUUUCUUUCUUUUGCAAUAUAUUCAUGACUUCAUGCAGCCGAGCUUUCAACCCUUAACUGUUCUACGAUAUCCUUAAAUUCAUGUUUCCCUCUUCUCCAUGGUGAAACAUCCUUUGCAUGCUCUCAUUGGCAUCGCUAACUGACUCAACUUUCUUAACUGUCAUGCAUUUUUUUUUCAAAUUGCAUUUUCCUUUCUCAGUUUAUCGGUUUUAUUCUUGGACUCCUAAUUUCCCUUUUGUAAUCUUUUUAAUGGCUUCCUUAUACUUACCUCAGUACCUGAAUAUUAUCACAAAUUCAUCACCACUUCCAUCUAUUCCCAUUUUUAACCAUGUCAGCUGCUCUUCCUGUUCUAUGAUACACUUUGCCUGCAUGGCCAUGUGGCCAUCCAUGUUAAAUUCAUCAAAAUUACUAAUGAUCCUCAAGGGGCCACCCAUACCAGUCACUCCUUGUCAUACCCUUUCACUCCUACCCUGCAAUUGUUCAUUUUUUUUAUUUUUUUACCACCUGCAACUUUUCAAGGAGAUAACAGAGUUAGAACAUCAAUACUUGGACCUGAAGUAACCCAAAUUACUUUACACAAGCUGAUAAUUGAUAUGGAGACUACUCAAACCCUGUCUACUUAGCUGUACUAUAUAGGCAUUUGCAGGAGCUGAUGUGGACUCACCCAUUCAUGCUGACUGCUCUGCUCUGUGUGUGUGUGUGUGUGUUUGCUUGCAUGUGUGUGUGUAAUAAUAAUCAGUUGUUUAUUGAGGGUAUUCAGCCAUGAGCUGAAAAUAUACAAAUAAAUGUAAAUAGAGUAAUGUCAGGGAAUGAUGAUUUUAAUUUACACAUGAAUGCCACAGUGAUAGAAGAAAUGAAAAGUAUAGAUAGGCAAAACAAACAAAUCAUAUUAACAAUAUAGAAUUUAGGUUGUAGUAUAUAUAAAAAGGUUGGGGGGGUGGGUUAUGCGAAGGGUGGUCAUAUGUUUGGGAAGGCGUUUAUCAGCCUCGCUAUAAAAGAGACAAUAGUAAGUCUAUCUUUUCAUGUACAAAUGAGUUGAAGAAUGUUGUCGUGUUGUGCAAGUUGGGGGAGUGAGUGAGGGGGACAGCAGGUAUCGGUGUCACUGAGGUCCCAAACCUUGUCAGAUUUGUACAAGAGGUCCUACAGGUGGGACAAUCUCAGCUGAGUAGGUGCUCUCUCAUAAGGGGUGUAAGAGAAUCUGUUUGCAGGCCUGCUUUUGUACUUUUUCCAGCUGACAGUGUUGGGUGGUAAUGAUGGAUGAGGCCCAAGCAGGGAAGGGGGGUGUGUGUGUUUGUGUAUAAAUGGCAAUUUGUCUUGCUGGGCAAUCACUCAUUCAAUGAAAACUUUUUCUUGAUGCUAUGACUUCCUUCACCCUGCUUGGCACAGGAAAUUAGAUGACAAGGAUAUUGAAUGUAAUUAUGCAAAGUACAGGAAAAUCACUUAAGUAAUGACAGUUUGUUUAAUUUUGCUUGGUCAUUCAGUGGAUUGUUGGAUAAAAGUUAAAAGUCAUAUGGAGAAAAUCUAUUUGGUAUGACCUAAAUCAUGCUGUUUUACUUAUUCAGAUUAUUAAAGUUAAAAGUCGA
Molecule: messenger RNA, 9687 nt
Organism: Eriocheir sinensis (Chinese mitten crab)
Lineage: Eukaryota; Metazoa; Arthropoda; Malacostraca; Decapoda; Varunidae
Gene: Cul4
Product: cullin-4A-like
Exons: 14
Coding region: 225-2597 (790 amino acids)
Biological process (GO): protein ubiquitination; DNA damage response; ubiquitin-dependent protein catabolic process
Cellular component (GO): Cul4-RING E3 ubiquitin ligase complex
Molecular function (GO): ubiquitin protein ligase binding
Source: RefSeq, a predicted model, not a curated record